Messenger RNA from Acomys russatus (golden spiny mouse), 1269 nucleotides. RefSeq names its product zinc finger protein 433-like. NCBI's taxonomy places the organism in Eukaryota, Metazoa, Chordata, Mammalia, Rodentia, Muridae. The record is from RefSeq and is a predicted model, not a curated record. The transcript has a single exon. The coding region runs from base 1 to 1269 and encodes 422 amino acids.
AUGAUAGGACACAGUGACUACGAUACAAGUCAACAAUUAAUUGGUUUUCCAACAUUAGUGGGAAUACAUCAACAAACUCACCCUGGAGGAAAAACUCACGAAUAUAAGGAAUAUAGAGAUUCAUCUGCCUGCCCUAGUUCACUUUGCACAUGUACUGUGACUCACACUAUAGGAAAAGGUUGUGCAAGUAAUCAGUGUGGCAAAGCUCUGAGUUCUUUCACUUCUCUUCAAGGAUGUGAGGAAACUCGUAUGGAGAAAGAAAGUGAUGCAUAUGAGCCGUGUACAAAAGGCUUUAACUAUCAGCGGCAUCUUCAGACACACAGCACAGCCACUAAUGAAGAGGAUCUCUGUGAGUGUAAUCAACAUGAUGAAGCCUCUAGAUAUGAUUCCUCUUUACAGUCACACCAAAGAACGCCUUUGGAAAUAAAAACCUUUGAAUAUAAUGAAAGUGGUAAAGCCUUUGCAUGUCAGAGUCUUCAUCAAGUAUCUAGAUGUCAUAGUAGAGAGAAAAGUUAUGGAUAUCAGUGUGGUAGAGUCUUUACGUGUCCCAGUUAUCUUCAAAUAAAUGAAAGAGCUAAUACCAGAGAGAAACCCUUUGAAUGUAACCAACUUCAUAAAGCCUUGGCAAAUAACAACAGUCUUCAAAUGCAUGAAAAAAGUCACAUUGGAGAAAAAUCCUACGCAUGUAAUCAGUGUGGUGAAGCCUUUGCACAAAACAGUGAUCUUCAGAAUCAUGAAAGAACACACAUUGGAGAGAAACCCUAUGUAUGUAAUCAAUGUGAUAAAAGCUUUGUAAGUAACACUCAUCUUCAAAUGCAUGAAAAAACUCACACUGGAGGAAAACCCUAUGCAUGUAAUCAUUGUGGUAAAGCCUUUACACAGAACAGUCAUCUUCAAAUUCAUGAAAGAACUCACGCUGGAGAGGGACCCUAUGAAUAUAAUCAGUGUGGUAAAGCCUUUACACAUAAGAGUAAUCUUCAAAUUCAUGAAAGAACGCACACUGAAGAGAAACCUUAUGAAUGUAAUCAGUGUGGCAAAUCCUUUGCGUGUGCCAGUGCUCUUCACCAGCAUGGAAGAAGUCACAGUGUAGAGAAAAUCUAUGAAUGUAAUAAAUGUGGUAAAGCCUUUACAUAUAAACAUAAUCUUCACUACCAUAAAAGAAUUCACACUGGAGAGAGGCCCUAUGAAUGUAAUCAAUGUGGUAAAGCAUUUGCAUGGGGUUGUGCUCUUCAGAAGCAUGAAAGAAUUCACUGGCUAGAAACCCAAUGA